AUGAGCUUUCUAAUUGAAUCAGAAUUAUCACCUUUAACACAAAUUUCACCGGUUAAAUUUAAUUCCUGUAAACUUUUCAUUGGAAUCAAUUUAAUGGACACAUUAGAGAAACCCAAACGUCCACCAGCCAUUAGAAAUGUGGUCCCUUUGGCGCUAAAAAUCGAAUUUCGGUUUUCUCAUUUUCUUUUCUGUUUUUGUUUUCUCUCUGUUGAUGUUGACUUUGUUUCUUCUGGUUUUUGUUUAAUCGUUUUGGUUUUUUCUUUUUCUUUCUUUGUGAAUGAUUAUUUAAUUUUCUUAAUUGGAUUUGUAAUAAUGGUCGAUCCUGAUGAUAUUGAGGUGGAAUUUCCGAAAAACAAUUGGGUUGAAUGGUGUCAAAAGAAAGGAUUAACUGAUUCUGUGAGGAGUAAAUUUUUCUCGCGAAAAGUGAAAAUAACUGGUGAAGAGGUGAGAGGUUCAAUUGCUUAUUCUAAUGUGGAAGAGAAAAUGUUUGAUUCCAUGUUAAAUGAUGAUUUCCUUGAUAUAUUGGAUGAUGUUAAUAUUCCUGAUUGUGGAAAUGGUGUUACAAUGAAUUUUGGUAAAAUCAAAAGUGAACCUUUAGUCAUUUCAUCUCCAGACGAUUCUUAUGCUUCUGCUUCAUCAACUUUGGCUUAUCCUUCUCAUUCAUCUGUAACCAUAAAGAAAGAGUCAAAUAAUAGUAGCUUUUCUACAGAUAUUGAGACAAUUAUUCCAUCUCCUACUAUUCCCGUGAUCGAUGGUGAUCAAAGUGAUGAUGAUUGUAUUGAAAUUUUGGAUGAUUCUUUUGAAUUUGAUGAUGUUUGUGAUAUUAUACCUGAAGAACCACAACCGGAAAAAAGGACUUAUCAAUCUAAGCCUGCGAAAAAGUUUACAUACAAAUCAGAACCUGAUCCAGAGUUUUCCUUUAUUCCUGUACCUGAACCCGAUUUUCUCUACAAUUCUGAGCCUGAUUCUGAACCCGAGCCUGUUUAUGACGUUGAUCUUGAGCCUGCAUUUACCUAUGAAUCGGAAGCUCAAGAUCGCGACUAUUCAAUUCAUGAUGCUUCUGCUUCGGAUACUUCUGCUGCUUGGUUUGAUAAAGAUGUCAGUGUUAUCCAGUAUAAUUUCAAUGAUGGUGUUGAUGAAGUAAUCAAAACUGCUGGUACUCGUUUUUUGGGUCAUCAUCGAAAUGAUGGAGAUGAUAAAUCAUUGAAAUCAGUCAACUUACCCCAUUCAUCAAAUAUGUUGAAAAUUUUCAGAGAUACUUUUGGUUUGAAAAAAUUUCGUACCAAUCAAUUGGAAGCUGUGAACGCAGCUUGUCUUGGACAAGAUUGUUUCAUCCUCAUGCCCACUGGUGGUGGUAAAAGUAUUUGUUACCAAUUACCCGCUCUCAUUAAUGAUGGUAUAACAGUUGUAAUCUCACCAUUGAGAUCAUUGAUUCAUGAUCAAGUAACCAAAUUGAAACUUUUGGACAUUCCAACUGAAGCGUUAACCGGAGAUACCGAUCCAGAAAAAGUUGCCGAGAUUAUGAGAGAUUUAAGAAGUGGUAGACCAAAUUUAAAGCUUCUUUAUCUUACUCCUGAAAAAAUAAGCGCCUCUGAAGCGAUCAACUCAAUUUUUCACUCACUUAAUGAUAAAAAGUUACUCUCUCGAUUUGUUAUUGAUGAAGCUCAUUGUGUCUCCCAAUGGGGACAUGAUUUUCGCCCCGAUUAUAAAAAACUUUGCGAACUGCGAAUGAAAUAUCCUAAUGUACCCAUAAUGGCGUUAACAGCUACAGCAACUCCGCGAGUUCGUGUUGAUAUACUUCAUCAAUUACGAAUCGAUAAACCAAAAUGGUUUAUUCAAAGUUUCAAUCGUCCUAAUCUUAAAUUUGAAGUUCUACCCAAAAAGAAGGAAACAAUUCACGAAAUUGCGACUCUAAUCAAAUCAAGAUUCUACAACAAGAGUGGUAUUAUUUAUUGUUUAUCGAGAAACGAAUGUGAAAAUGUUGCCCAGCAAUUAGUUAACCAACGAAUCCGAGCAUCGGAAUAUCAUGCAGGAAUGGAGGAUGAAAAGCGAGCCGAUGUUCAAAAUGAUUGGAUUAGUAAUAAGAUCAGUGUAAUUUGUGCAACAGUCGCUUUUGGAAUGGGUAUCGAUAAACCUGAUGUACGUUUCGUUAUUCACUAUUCAUUACCCAAAUCGAUUGAAGGUUAUUAUCAAGAAUCAGGGAGAGCAGGAAGAGAUGGUGAUUUAUCAUAUUGUUACCUUUACUAUGCUCCAGCUGAUAAAAUGAGACUUUUCCGUUUACUCGAUCGAAGUGAAUCAAAAGGAACUCCAAUUCAUGCGAUUCAUAUCGAAAAUCUUAAUUUGAUGACCUUUUUCUGUUGUAAUAAAGCAGAAUGUCGGAGAGUUCAAAUGCUACGAUAUUUUGGUGAACUGUUUGACGAAAAGGAAUGUACUAAAAAUAAACAAACGGCCUGUGAUAAUUGUGCCAGUCAGCAAAGCUUUACCGAGGAAGACAUUACCGAAGAUGUUGUAGCAAUUGUGAAAACAGUGGAUGCAUUUAAUAGAGGAAAUCGUAAAAACUUUACAUUAAAUCAUUUAGCUGAUAUUUAUAAAGGUUCAAAUAAUAAGAUGGUUGUAAAUUGUAAACAUAAUAUGCUUCCUGCUCAUGGAAAAGGAAAAAGACUUUGUAAAGAUGAUAUUGACCGAAUAUUGAGAAAAUUAAUCUGUGAUAAUUAUCUUCGUGAAGAUUUGGUUGUUUUACCAAAACAAGACAUGGCCGCGAUUUAUGUGAGACCAGGUAAAGAAAGUGUCAAAAUGAUGAGUGGUAAAGUAAAAUAUACUAUCCAAGUGGCCAAAACUCAGGGCCGAAUGGAAAAUGACCGAAACAAGGAUAAAGAAUCUUCGGAAGAUAAACAAUUACAACAAAUAUCCCAACGAUGUUACGAAGCUUUGGUUGAAGUUUCCCAACAAAUUGCCAAUUCAACGAAAGCAUUUAACAAUAAGACUGCCUAUCAUCACGUUAUCCCACUUGAAGCUCUUCGUGAGAUGUCCACUAAAUUACCUUUAACUGAGCAAGAUAUGUUGGCCAUUCCCCACGUUUCGGCUCAUUGGUUUAGUAAAUAUGGUCUCCGUUACCUAAAAGUGACCCAAAGUUAUAAUGAGAUUAAAAAUGAGAUUGAAUUUAAGAAACUGCAAUCGGAAAUCCAGGCCGCCUCUUCCUCAUCAUCCACCGCAAGUCAAGAUAAAACAUAUACAAGUGCCAAGCGCAAAAAGGCCGCCGGAACUUCGGCAAGUUUCGAGCCGUUACCAGUUAAAAAGAAAUCCUAUAACCCGCAAUGGUCGAAAGCAUCACAGUACAAGAAAAAUUCAUCAUCAUCAUCAUCUUACAAUUCAUUUCCAUCAGCAUCAAGUUUCACCGCUAAAUCAGAAAAAAGACCUUACAAAAAAUCAACAAUCAAAAGUGAGAGUAAGAAAAACCCUUACAUCUUUGGUUGAUACUUAAAUUUUGACAAUCAAAAAAAUCAACUAAACAAAUCAACUCAUCAAUUAAUUGUCAUUACUUUGUAAUUAUAAUAUUUUCUACCUUCAGAUAACUUUCAUUAUUGCAACAAAUUGUUCUUGCAUUUUUUUCCUCUCUUCAAAGUUUUCCAAUAUUUAAAUUGAUUAUAAUUUCCUCAAUCACAA
Messenger RNA from Panonychus citri (citrus red mite), 3663 nucleotides. Its product is annotated as recQ-like DNA helicase Blm. NCBI's taxonomy places the organism in Eukaryota, Metazoa, Arthropoda, Arachnida, Trombidiformes, Tetranychidae. Gene Ontology annotation, cellular component: chromosome; nucleus; cytoplasm. The transcript has 7 exons. Gene Ontology annotation, biological process: DNA replication; double-strand break repair via homologous recombination. Gene Ontology annotation, molecular function: ATP binding; nucleic acid binding; 3'-5' DNA helicase activity. The coding region runs from base 1 to 3474 and encodes 1157 amino acids. The record is from RefSeq and is a predicted model, not a curated record.